Messenger RNA from Meloidogyne enterolobii, 263 nucleotides. The record is from the annotation of a GenBank genome assembly. NCBI's taxonomy places the organism in Eukaryota, Metazoa, Nematoda, Chromadorea, Rhabditida, Meloidogynidae.
UGAUGAAAGAUUUUCAAGAAAAUUUUGAAUGUUUUUUUGAAGUUGCUACUUGUGGCGAUAUAAUUUCUAUUUACAGAGGGAGGCCUAUUUGGGCAAAUUAUCAUCCAGAUAAACUUGUACUUCCAGCGGAGAUUCUUUUUAAUAAUGUCCCUUCGGCUAGGGGAGCUGUUCUUCAUUAUAUAGCUAAAUUGGUUCAUGAAACUGUCCAUUUAUAUUUUUCUGAAAAGGAAAGGAAAGAAGGAACGGGGAAAGGUAGGUGGUAA